Messenger RNA from Protopterus annectens (West African lungfish), 4230 nucleotides. RefSeq names its product MYB binding protein 1a (gene MYBBP1A). The record is from RefSeq and is a predicted model, not a curated record. Gene Ontology annotation, cellular component: nucleolus. Lineage: Eukaryota; Metazoa; Chordata; Ceratodontiformes; Protopteridae. The transcript is spliced from 27 exons. Gene Ontology annotation, biological process: regulation of DNA-templated transcription. The coding region runs from base 78 to 3968 and encodes 1296 amino acids. Gene Ontology annotation, molecular function: transcription corepressor activity; RNA binding; transcription factor binding.
UUGAACCGGAAGUAAACGUGCUGAGGUUUGUACAUAUUUUUAAAGCAUGGUUUGGGAAAGACAGUAAUACAGAAGACAUGGAAACUGAAUCUCCUAAUAAACCAAAAGUAGAAGACUCUGGAGGUAUCCUGAAACAGAACCGAGAAUUCCUUGAUUUCUUUUGGGAUAUAGCGAAACCAGAGCAGGAAAUUAGACUAAAAGCUAUAGAAAAUCUCUUACAGUAUUUGGAAACCAGCGAACGGGAUGAUGAACUUAAGUAUACUCUCAAACGUCUAAUAGAUGGACUAGCAGCGACCCGUGAAGUUGCUCGACCUGGUUUUAGCUUAGCCCUUGCACAGGUUGCUCAACACUUCGAAUCCAUCCCCCUUCAAGGCAUCUUGGAUCAGAUUAAGGAGAAGCAUGAUCUUCAGAAAGUCAAGAAAAAACGUCUUCGACAUGCUGCAUUUGGGAACUUCUUUGGUGUGCUAGCACUGUUUCAGUCUGGUCGUCUUACAAAGGAACCUAAAGUGUUGCUAGAAUGUGUGCAGCUGUUGCAGAGCCUUGCUCAGUACCGUGAACAUUUAAAGGACCUGCCUCGGAAAACUUUGGUGGACAUUCUUUCUGAGACAACAGAAAGUGAGUUUGAAGAGGUUCUAUAUGGGAGUCUUAAAACAGACUUGUCAUCCGCUUUCAGUACACCUGAACAGCUCCAUCUCUUACUUGUGGCUAUUCAGAAGUUUCCUGGGGUGCUCAAACCAAAGCGAUUAAAGAAACUGCUCGGAACUUCCACCGUUGUUACAGAUGAGAAUAUUCCAAAAUUGCUAGAAAUCCUGAAGGUAUCUGCUAAGUCAGUAAAGAUGGAUCGCAUUCUUCCACCUUUGGGGCUGGACCUUUUACGCCUUUCUUUGAAUGAAGGCACUUUUGAAUUAUUUUGGAAGGAAAUCGUAGAAAAGGGGUUACUUUUGGACAAGGCAGCCCCAUGCAGUUUUAUGUGUUACCGAUUGCUAGGUGCUGCACUCCCACACUUGAGUCUCAGUGAACUGAAAAUGGUUCUCCAUGGAGAGGUCAUGCUACAUUAUGGGAAGAAUGUUAUUGCAACUCAGCUUCCAGGUAGAGUGAAGUUUGGCCCCGAGAUGGAAACAUAUGUCGAUGCCUUUCUUGAGAACUGUGAUGAUCCUGACAAACAGCUUACUGUUAUGAAAGCCUUCUCAACUUUAACCAAUCAAGGAAAUCCAGUGAUUACAAGUUCUUGGAAAGUUGUGAGACACCUCCAGUCUACAGCUCUAUUAGAUUAUGUUGACUAUCUGAAACAGAUGUUCCUGAAUCCUGACUUGGAGAUCUGCCUAGAGUUGUAUACUAGACGUCAAAAUCCAGAGAAAAUACUGCAGCCAGAGCAGUGUAUAUUUCGCUUAAGGAAAUGGAUUGUCUCCAGGUUGGCAUCUAUUAUCGAUAACCCAUGGUUGAAGAAAGAUGAGGAUCUUGUCAUGGACAUUACCAGGUUUAUUUUCUUCUAUUCGUUUUUUGAAGCAUUGAAACCCACUCUAGAUAUCCCCGAAACAGAAUGCCUACUUCAAGUUCCUCUAGAUGAAGACACUCGUAGCGCAACUGCUGAUAGCUUUUUUAGUUUGCUGAAUUACUUGAACUGCUUGCCUGUACUUGGGGAGAAUCCAGAAGCAGCAAACCUAAAUAAGAAGCAUGUUCAGGGAGUGACAGCUGAUGGACAACUGUGGAUUUACUGUGUUAGCCAGUAUGCCAGUGCCCUGCUUUCUAGGAAAAAGUAUGUCAGAGCUGUGAAGCCCUUUACAGAUGAAGAAAGAGAAGCUUGGGAGAGGAUGCUUCAGUGUGUGGAUGAACUGCGAAAGAAAGGAGAUAAAUCUCAAAACAUGAAGCUGUCUGCUUUCCAGCGGCUGGGUCUGUUGAUUGGCAUUCACCUGUUUAAGGCACCCACGGAAAGCUUAGAACUUUUAAAGGAUUUCCAUCACUGCAUGGAUAAAGUUCUGGAAAAGGAAUGCAAAAAGAAAAAAAAGAGUGCAGAUGAUGAAGAGGAACCAGAGUGGAUAGAGGUAGUUGUUGAAAUCCUGCUCUCUCUGCUUUCACAGCAGAGUAAAUUUAUCCGUCAGGCCUGCACGAGUGUCUUUAAACAAAUCUGUUCUAAUGUUACAGAGAAGGCCUUGCAUCUCAUUCUUGACGUCCUUGAUCCAGAGAAAGACCAUGAUGAAGACCGUGCAUUAUUGAUAACAGAUGAAGGGAAAAAGGCAAAAAGAACAUCAUCUGAAAGUGAGAGUGAAGACAACAGUGAUGAAGAAAAAUCUUCAGAAGAAGAAGAUGAGGAUGAUAAUGAUGACAGCAGUGACAAUGAAGAUAAGGAAGGUGAUGAAAGAGAAGGUGAUAGUGCUGAAGAACUGGAGGAAAAUGAUUCUGAAAGUGAAACUGAACCUGUGGAUGAAAACUUCCGUAUGGGGCUGAUAAAAGCCCUACAGGCUGGGAAUGCUUUGCCCAGAGAAGAUGAGGCUAGUGAUGAAGAGGACUUAGAUGAUGAAGCCAUGAUGUCCCUUGAUGAAAACCUUGCAGCCCUAUUUGCGGAGCAGAAGAAGCGGGCUCAGGCAAAGAAAGAUGAAAAAGACCAGCAGAGAAAGGAGAAGAUUUUGGUCAGAGAUUUCAAAAUUAAGGUACUGGAUCUGAUUGAUGUGUUUCUCAAGAAGCAGCCUGAGAAUCCAUUAGUGUUUGGCAUCAUUGAACCCCUAAUUGCGGUUAUAGAACAGACUAUGACUGGUAAAUCAGAUCAGCAGGAGCAAGACUUUCUCCAGAAAACUGCCGAUAUCUUUAUAAAUCAACUGUGCAAGUCAAAACGUUACUGUAAAGAUGUCUCCUCUUUUAAGGACAAACUCUAUGACAUGAUGGAGAGAUUGGUGAAAAGGGCCCGCAAGCAGACCGACUCUUCUGUUGCCCUUUAUUGUUUCAGUGCAUCUCUUUACAUCUUCCGAGUUCUGAGAGGAAAUAUCUCCGAAGUUCCGGUGCCACCUGUUGUACAGUCUAAAAAGAAACAUAAAGAUGAUGAACAGCGAGAUGACCAGGAACAGCAGGGGAUUCCAGUAGGAGAUCUUGACAUUGACAGGGUGAAAGCUAUAUAUCAAGAGGCAUUAACGGAAUUCAUGACCAAGAGAAAUAGUGCUCUCACUGGAGCCAUGUUUGUUGACCUGUUUGUUCGAUUUCCAAUCAUAUGUUUGCAUCUUUUGGAUAGUACUGUCUCCUUCAUCACAGAGGGUGUAAGACAGCACCAGCAGGGUCAAGCAUGCCUGCUCGUACAGAAGGCACUGCAGAUCAGAGAGCUAAGGCAGUCCAUGACAGAGAGUGAAUUAGAGACGCUUCUCAAACAAGUCCUAUCUCAAAUUCACAAGAGUUUGAAAACUGUAAAUGGGUUCAAAGUGAAGGUGGACCAGGAAAAGGUACUCAAAUGCUUGGAACUCACAAGCUGGGUUGCAAAAAUCAUAAAGCAACAGAAACUGAACAUAGAAUUGACAAAUAUGGUGCCAGACUUGUUGGCUAUGGCUCAAAUGGAAGGGUUUGGAAGAUCUGUCCAACUCGAUAAUGUAUACUGGAACAUCAUGAGGCCAUUAGGAUAUUCGCGACCAAAGAAAGCAAAGAAACAGCAGCCUUUGGUUACUGAAAGCACAGAAAGUACAAAGAAAAAGAAAAAGGGCUUUUUACCUGAAACCAAAAAACGUAAAAAUAGGAAGAAGGUAUCUGUUGGGCAGCAGAAAGAAAUUACUGGCAGCAGUAAUGAACAAUCUGGAGAAGGGCAUCGGGGAAAAAAGAAAAAGAACAGAAAAAGGAAAAUUAGUGAGUCGGGAGACAAAAAUGGACUUGGACAUAGCUCUCCUGCUAAGCAAAACAAAGUGCAGAGUGAAAAUACAAAUAAAGGAAAGGACAGAACUGAAACAGAUAAAUCCAAGAAAAAGAAACACAAGAAAAGAGAGCAUUCAGAAUAAAUAAAUGUUUAUACUGUGACUGAAGAGUGUGUACCUGUAACAGGUCUAGUUUCACUAAUUUAACAGUGUUAACUGUUAAGCUUGGAAAGAAAAGACAGUGCCUUAGAUGUAUUGCUGUACCCCCAACUUGCACAUUGCACAAAGACCAUUGCAAUAUAUCAAGUCUGGGCUAUUAUUUUUUAUCUUUACAGUAUUGUAAAUUGUUUUUAUAUCCCUUAUAUAAGAAUAAAGGGGGUAAGCAGUGUACUGCCUUUCAUCAUGA